Molecule: messenger RNA, 1467 nt
Organism: Paramacrobiotus metropolitanus
Lineage: Eukaryota; Metazoa; Tardigrada; Eutardigrada; Parachela; Macrobiotidae
Product: NAD-dependent protein deacylase-like
Molecular function (GO): protein-malonyllysine demalonylase activity; NAD+ binding; protein-succinyllysine desuccinylase activity
Source: RefSeq, a predicted model, not a curated record
AUUUGGCGAUCGGAAUUUCCGGAUUGAAUCCAUACUUUAUUCCACUGCCCGCGAUAUUCGCAGGCAGUACCAUCCCGUUUUCCUGUGUGGAAGUGUAAUUGCACUCUGAGAUGUUGGUUAAUGCAUGUGUCUGAUUGCUCUCCUGCAUGUGACUUAUAAAGUUGCAUAUGAACUGCAAAAGGGAUCUAUAAAAGCGCGGUGAGACUGAUCGGAUAUUAUACUGCUCCCAGUUCCUCCUAUCUCUCGCCUGAACCGUAUCCAUUGAUGUUCAAACACUUCCGAUCCCCAUGAUCGCGCCUCGCUCCUUCAGGACGCUGUUGUCGGGUUUUCGGGCCUCCAGACGCGGCGGCCAGCCCAUCCUGCCGGCCCGCAUUGCGCCGGAGACCUUCCAGAUUCCGCAGACAAUGGCGGGGCUCUUUAUGAGCUCCCUGCACGAUGAUCUCAACAUUAGCAACCAGAACGCCCAACUGCAGGCCUUCCAGCAGGAACUGGCGCGUGCCAAGAGAGUUGUGGUGUUAACGGGGGCGGGUAUCAGCGCGGAGAGCGGGAUCUCGACGUUUCGGGGAGCGGGUGGUUUCUGGGGGAAAUACGACGUCACGCAGUUGGCCACGUACCCGGCCUUCGUUGACAACCCUUCGCUGGUGUGGCAGUUUUAUGCCUAUAGACGGGAGACAGUUCUCAAAUCCGCGCCCAAUCCCGGACAUGUUGCACUAGCAGCGGCCGAAAAGAUCCUCAAAAGCGACAAACGUAAAUUGACCAUUGUAACGCAGAAUAUUGACGGUCUGCAUCAAAGAGCGGGCUCCAAGAACGUUAUCGAAAUCCAUGGCAGCCUCUUCAAAACACAGUGUAUAAAAUGUGGAACCGUGGAAGAAAAUGUUACCUACCCCAUCACACCUGCCCUCGUAAAUCCUACUCUCCCUGAUCCGGACCAGCCUGUGGAUAAAAUCCCGGAGAAAGAUUUGCCGCGCUGCGGCGAAUGCGAAGGCUUGCUCCGACCGCAUGUAGUGUGGUUUGGUGAACCGCUCGACACAGCUGUGUUAGAUGCGGUAUACUCCGAACUGGAUGCCUGUGAUCUGUGCCUGGUCGUCGGCACUUCUUCCGUUGUGUACCCGGCGGCCAUGUUUGCUCCUCAUGUGGCCGAACGCGGCGUUUCCGUGGCGGAGUUCAAUCUGGAGUUCACACAGGGCGCCAUGACGUCCAACUAUCUUUUCAUCGGGCCAUCUGGAUUGACGCUUCCUAAUGCUUUGAGACCGAUCACCGAUAAACAGGCUCCGCACAUCCAGAAGCACGAUCAAAUUAUCACAAACUGAAACUGGAUUUGCAGAGUUUAGUGGAUUGUGGACGUUAUGAUUUUCAUGCAACCCCACUGUUUCGGGGCUGUUUGUGCACCGGUUAUUUAUUUACUGACUUUUUGAGGAGGAGUGCAUAUGCUUUUCCCCUUAAACUUUUUAAAGACAUUUGCUCAGA